Dermacentor andersoni is the source of this 1668-nucleotide messenger RNA. RefSeq lists its product as uncharacterized. The record is from RefSeq and is a predicted model, not a curated record. Lineage: Eukaryota; Metazoa; Arthropoda; Arachnida; Ixodida; Ixodidae.
CCUGUCUUUCCUGCCUGGUAGCCCUAGGCGGUUGGAAAACAAUGUCGACUCAGCGCGGCAAGUACGUCACCUUUCUGCGCUGGGCGUACGUCUACGGCUGGGAACUGUUUGGCCUGCUCUUCGCUGAAAGUUCGCCGAGACACUAUGUGCACGCAACGCAGAAGCUGCUGAUUGCUGCAUGGCUAGUGACUGUUGUCGUGCUGGCGAACUCGUUCGGAAGUCUCCUAAAGUCUAAACAAGCCGUGUUCAACUUCAAACCAGAAGUCGACAGUGUCGAUGACCUUGCAGCAAGACCAUAUCUUACGCCUAUCAUACCAAAAGGAAGUUACUACGAGGCAUUUUCAGAGCACAGUCGUUCGCAGGCUGUGAAGCAGGUGUGGGAGCGGUCACGAAGCCGACGAGCCAUGUAUCCAGUUGCGGAGAUGUUCUCAGACGCAGCCUUGGAACAGGUGGCUGCGCGCCGCGCUGUGAUUCUCUGCGACCACGGCUCGAUACUGCUUCAGAUGACCGGCUUCUGUGAACGCCAGAACGUGCGUACCUUCGUCGUGGCCAGCCAGCCGAUCGAGCAGUCGCCGUUCGGCUAUCUCUUCUCUCGGAGCCUCGAUGAGCGCUUCUUCCGGAAACUCUUUGACAAGUUCCGUCGGAUCCAGGAGACCGGUCUAAUGGCCAAAUGGCUGGCCGAUGGCAAGGGAAACUGGCAGCGCUGCAUCCAGUCGGGGGAUAUUACUGUGGACAGCAUUAGCGUGGAGGACACCGUGCCAUUUUUCCUCCUUUGGGGCAUCAUGUGCGCCAUGGCCUUCUGCGCUUUGCUCUGCGAGCUGAUAUGCUACAGGUUGCUGCGGGCCCGCCCUGCCAACAGACGCUAAUAUAGCCUAAGACGCUUUACUUUUGGGCCAGAACAAAUACUCUCACAUUCCUGUAAACCACAUUGCGCACUGCAGCGUUUCAACGCGCACUUGCGGCAGCGCCUGACGCCAGCAUGAACACUUGCCUGUGUGCGACAAAAACUAUAGGCAUUACAAAAAAUUCACAGGCCUACGCGGCACACGGAGCAUCCUCACACAGUAAGCUGAAAGAGCGGUUUCAUAGGAGACUAUCGUAAGCUCAUCCCGACGCGGCGAAUCUCCUGGGUCUCAUUUUCUGCUGCAUGCACGUAAGGGUGUUCGGCGAAGCUGCCGUGUCUGAUUUUCGGCUGCACGCACGUGAAGUUACUUGCGGGUCUUCGUGGUGGAGCUGCCGGGCCGCAUUUUCGGCAGCACGCACUUGAGGGUCUUGGCGGCGAAGUUGUCGGGCCGCAUUUUCGACAGCACACACAAGACGGUCUUUGCAGCGAAGUCUAUCUGCGUCGUUUUGAUGAGAACGAGCGGAAGUGUCCGCGCGGCGUCGACGGGGAGCUGCGGUUGGGCUGCUUUCUGCAAAGCGCUCUGCUGAGCCCGGCGUUGCCUUGUUGCAGUCGCGCACCUAGCCCUACGAUUCGCUUCUUCAGCAGAGGUUCGUACGUUGCGAGGAGGCGCAAUAACGUGCACCUAAGAGCAAAGGCCGGCAAAUGCCUUCUUUUUUUUUUUUGCUUUACUACCUCACUCUCUCGAUGCGAGUGCCGUCCUUUACCCUGACGUUGAAAAAUUGUGCCGCCUUCCUACGGUUGUCCUCACCUAAUAAAAAAACAAA